AGUCGGCGCCCAUAGCAGGACGCCCUCGCGAGGGGCGGGAGUGCGGGGAGGUGGGUGUGCGGGCGGCGCGCUCGCCCUCCAGCUGCAGCCCGCGCCGAGCGCGCAGGGCCAGCGAGCGCCGGCGCCUCCAGCAUGGAGUGGGAACUCAACUUGCUGCUCUACCUGGCGCUCUUCUUCUUCCUGCUCUUCUUACUUUUCCUCCUGCUCUUCGUGGUCAUCAAGCAGCUGAAGAACUCCGUGGCCAACACGGCCGGGGCGCUCCAGCCCGGGCGCCUCUCGGUGCACCGCGAGCCUUGGGGCUUCUCCCGAGAGCAAGCGGUGUGACCCGAGUGCGGGCACUGGCGGGAGGGCACCGAGCUGCGCGGGCGCUGAGCUGGGUCUCCGCCUGGAUUCUCCGUCCUCGCGGCCUCCUAGCUUCCAGAGCCGAGCUGCUGCCCUUGACUGGUUCACAGAGGACCACAGCUGCAGUGACAGUUUGGGCCUGCAAAAAGACCGCUGGAACAACGGGAGAUGGAAGCUUUCUGCAAAUGGUGUUCAUAAUGGCUUCAGAUCUUAUCAGGACAAUCUUGGUUGUUGCACUAAUUUCCGAACUUGGCACAGCUGUAGAUGCAGAACUGAUGCCAUCUGGUGCGAUUCUACAGAAUAAGAGAGAAAAUUUACCCAGAGUGUGCCAUGCACUGGCUUUUCUGGGAAUGGCAAGGUGCCAGGAUUUGUUUUUGGUUCGCUUGCAGGGGUGGAAACUUGGAACUAGGUUCCAAGAUGGUCCCCACAGCUCCCCACCAGAAGAAGGAGGAAGCCCACAGAGAAAAUGGGGCAUGCCAUUUCAAAUCCACUUCCUUUUAAAGAGCUUCCUCAGCAGCCCAAUAACUUUGGCCUUCAUCUCACUGGCCAGAACUGUGUCAUUGGCUACUGCUAUCUGCAAGAUUGUCUGAGAAAUGUAGUUUUUGUAGCUGGAUAUAUAACUGCCUUUGACAAAAAUCCAGUUUCUCUUGAUGAGGAAGAAGAUGGUGGUGGAUCUUGGGAGGACAGCUAACAUUUUAUGCCCUGGCUACAAAAUACAGUUGCAGAGGAGCAUAAAGUUCAAAAAGAUCAAAACUCCAGUUCUUUCACAACUGUCAAAGCUCCAAGCAGCACUGCUCCCCUCUGACAGAGUGAGCAGAGUGAAGGCAU
This is a messenger RNA of Symphalangus syndactylus (siamang), 1170 nucleotides long. RefSeq lists its product as uncharacterized. NCBI's taxonomy places the organism in Eukaryota, Metazoa, Chordata, Mammalia, Primates, Hylobatidae. The record is from RefSeq and is a predicted model, not a curated record.